AUGGCAGCGAAAAAUAAACCGAUUCGUAAUCGUAAAAUGUAUGUUUUGAUUUGGUAUGUAAAUUCUCCUCAUAAAGAUGUAAUAAGGAUGAGUGAUUUACCUAAAAAAGCAUUACGUGAAGAAAGAGAGAUUGUUAAACUACUUUGGCAAGACCACCAAACAUGCAAAAAAACUAAAGUUAUGGGCAUGACUGAUAAAAAUUAUCUUUUGAACAUACGGCUUGACUCUGAUGGGAACAUACGUGACGAUUCAACUAAAAUGUUUUAUCAAUCAGUACUCGAUAAAAAAAAAGAACUUGCUCAAACUAAAAAAAAUAUUAAAAGAUCAUCAAAAGAACACUCAAAACUUAUUGAGACAAAAAUACUCAAAAGAAAAAAAAAAAAAACAGAGUGGAAUAACAGGAAAGAAAAUGAUAAGGCUAACUCUAAUGAAGAAAAAUGUCAAGAAACAGUUAUAUCGACAUAUUGCAAUGAAUCUGAUAUUAAUCAUUGUCCUUUGAAUUUAUCAAAAAAUGAAACUAAAAAGCAAUCGGAUUACAACCAAAAAAUUUCACAAUCAAAUGCAACUGAAAUACAGAGUGUUCCUGGAUGUUCUAAGUUGAGUCAACCAAGCUCAAAUGAAAAUACCCCGUAUGCUCAAUGUGGAUCACCAAUUGCUACAAAUAACUCAAAUUACGUGGCAAAUCAUCCAAAUUGUCCUGACAGUGAUUUAUUUAAUCCUAUACAAUAUCUACCUGAUGCGGAAAGUUUUGAUAGUAGACCUGUAGCAACACCGGUACUAUCAGGAGUAGAGAUGUCGAUUAUUGACGACUCACAGUACUCUGUUUUGAGUGAUCUAGAAGAUCCCAAAGACUAUUCUAUAUGCGAGUAUGACACCAUUGAGACGGUUCGUAAUGUAAGCGAGGUUGAAACAAAUCAACCAAUGGAGCAAAGUCACCAACUAGAACAAAAUUUCCAGGAGGAAGCAACACACAAAACUGAAAAUUACUCUGGAGCAUUACACACUUAUUUUCAGUUUGAAGUUACUGAUCAAAAUGUAAAGUUCCUAAAGGUGUGUGAAGCUGGAUUAAAGAAUGCUUUGGAAGCACAAGAAAAAAAUCUCCCUACAUUACUCAGUGCAGCUUAUCAAAUGUCACAAGAUUAUACAAAACAGGAUGAAAACAAGAGAGAAAUUAUCCCAGGGAGUGUAAUCUUUUUUCCAAUCAUUCGAGUUGAAGAAAUUGAAAAAAUAACUGAACUUGAGCCUGGAUAUUCAGAAUGGCAAGAACUUGUGAAACUUGCUUUAUUAGAAGUAUAUGGAAAUAGUAUUUGUCGAUAUUCAGCAAAAGGACGGGAAAAAGAUGUUAAACCAGCAAUUGAUCAGAAACGUGGGCCAGAAGCAGAUCAAAAAUUGAAAUCACAGAUGCGAGUUAUAAUAACAUCUGUGACUGAGUGUAAUAAAGAAAAUAAUUUAAAUGAUCCUGAUAAAAUUACGGCAGAAAAUCUAAGAUUCUUUCAAAAACUCAUCAAUAUUGCUGAGAAAGCAAACAAGUUACAUGAAAACUCAAAAUUACCAUUACGAGAGAUUAAUAAGCUUCCAGACGAGUAUAGCGAACCACCAAGUGAAGAAUACAUCAAAAUUCAUCAGAGUCAUAAGGUAUAUUUGCCUAAAUCAACUAUUGCAUGCAUUGUACGAACAGCCCAAGUAUCAGCAACUAAGUAUGACUGGAAAUGCUUAGUUAAAGAAAUACUUCUUGAAGUAUACAUCAAAAAUAUUGCUCAGUUAUCUGUAAAGGGGAAAAAAGGCACAACAAAACCUGCUAUGAAUUGUGAAUUGUUAGCUGCAGCGCAUGAUUGGGCUAAAGAUAUUUCAAGAGAACAGAUUUCGGACCAAGACUUUAACAAAUAUAUAAGCAAAAUUAUUUCAAAUAAAAGCAGACCACCGGUUUGUAAACUGAAAAUUCCUGAAAAGUCAACAGAGACUUCAUCAUCAACCAACAACAAAUAA
Molecule: messenger RNA, 1986 nt
Organism: Cotesia congregata
Lineage: Eukaryota; Metazoa; Arthropoda; Insecta; Hymenoptera; Braconidae
Source: the annotation of a GenBank genome assembly